ACUGUUUGCGGAAGUGCUACAUUGUUUCCACGAGACAAGCAGGUCUAGACUGAAAUGUAGCUAAAGAAAGCAGGAGAAUCUUAUUUGGUAGUGUCUGGUGACCAGUGGUGAGCCUUCAGAAUAGCCAUGUCUUUCAGGAUGGUCUCCUUGAUAGCCUCCAGGCUUGGCAAACUGUCAGUGAUGCCCACAAGGAGCUGUAGUCGAAACGUCAGCAGAGAUGCCAGCAAGGCCUGGAUGGAUCAGAGGCAGACACACAGGACCUCGGCCCACAGACACAGAGAGAAGGAGGAGAGGUUUGAAGAUCCAGAUAUGGACGAUGUAGACGACAAGGUCCAGGCUGUGUUCAGUGAAGAGAGGAGGAGACAGAGGACGGUGAAGUACCAUAUAGUCAAGAGACAGCUGACUGAGUCUGGAGCUCCAGAGAGGAAGCUGAGCUGGGACGCCAUGGAACAGAUCAGGUAUCUGAAGCAGGAGCUACCAGAGGAAUGGACCAUUGACCGUCUGGCAGAGGGAUUCUCUGUCCAUCGUGACAUCAUCCUACGAGUCCUGAGGAGCAAGUUCACCCCCAAACCAGAGAGGAAGGCUAAACAGGACGCCAGCGUGUGGGCCAGGCUGAGACAGCAGGCCUUACCUGGGAGUGGAGCAGGGGGACAGGGCAGGCAGCAGGCCUUACCUGGUGGUGGAGCAGGGGGACAGGACAGGCAGCAGGCCUUACCUGGUGGUGGAGCAGGGGGACAGGGCAGGCAGCAGGCCUUACCUGGUGGUGGAGCAGGGGGACAGGACAGGCAGCAGGCCUUACCUGGUAGUGGAGCAGGGGGACAGGGCAGGCAGCAGGCCUUACCUGGGGGUGGAGCAGGGGGACAGGGCAGGCAGCAGGCCUUACCUGGUGGUGGAGCAGGGGGACAGGGCAGGCAGCAGGCCUUACCUGGUGGUGGAGCAGGGGGACAGGGCAGGCAGCAGGCCUUACCUGGGGGUGGAGCAGGGGGACAGGGCAGGCAGCAGGCCUUACCUGGUGGUGGAGCAGGGGGACAGGGCAGGCAGCAGGCCUUACCUGGGAGUGGAGCAGGGGGACAGGGCAGGCAGCAGGCCUUACCUGGUGGUGGAGCAGGGGGACAGGGCAGGCAGCAAGCCCUACCUGGUGGUGGAGCAGGGGGACAGGACAGGCAGCAAGCCCUACCUGGUGGUGGAGGGGCAGGGGGACCGGGCAGACCACAGCUGCCUGCCUCUGGACAUAGAAGUAGCAAACCAGCCAUGCUGCCCGCAGGAAGUGGCACUGGUGCCCUGGUCACCCUGGCUAGCCACAGUAGCCAGAGGCUGAUAGCCAGGGACUUGGAGGAUGGCCCUGGCCCAAGAGCCAUGAUGACUACUGCUAAUAGUCCUGCUGCUCCUCUCACCUCACUACCCACCCAGCUCUCAUCCUCACCAACCCUGCACAGGAGACACACCUCAGGACAAGAUAACUCUAGAGAGGAGUGGGAGGAAGAGGAGAAUGUUCCAGAGGACAAUGUGUCGGAGAAGGUUGAGGAGAAAGACGACCAGGAGGAGAGAUGGGAUGGAAGGGUGUUUUCAGAGGAAGAACUGGAGGAACUAAUGCUGUCGUCAAAGCCUUCGCGAGUGGUACAGAAUGGGAUAGAGUUCUUUGACAGCGAAGGAAACUUCCUGUACAGAAUCUGAGACAGCAAAAUGGCACCCUGUGCACUACUUUUGACCAGGGCUAAAUGGCACCCUAUUCCCUAUAUAGUGCACUACUUUUGACCAGGGUGCCAUUUUAGAAGUAGCCUGAGAUGUUGUUAAUGUGUUGGUUUCCUAAAUACAAUAAAAUGCAAUAGACUUCUGUUGGAAGAUGCCAGAGACUGAUUAUGCCGCAAACCAAUAAAGCACUAUUUCAAAUGUA
Salvelinus namaycush (lake trout) is the source of this 1894-nucleotide messenger RNA. RefSeq names its product neugrin, neurite outgrowth associated (gene ngrn). Gene Ontology annotation, cellular component: nucleus. The record is from RefSeq and is a predicted model, not a curated record. The transcript has 4 exons. Lineage: Eukaryota; Metazoa; Chordata; Actinopteri; Salmoniformes; Salmonidae. The coding region runs from base 127 to 1674 and encodes 515 amino acids.